Penicillium pulvis is the source of this 813-nucleotide messenger RNA. RefSeq names its product bZIP transcription factor. Lineage: Eukaryota; Fungi; Ascomycota; Eurotiomycetes; Eurotiales; Aspergillaceae. The transcript has 3 exons. Bases 1 to 813 code for a protein of 270 amino acids. The record is from RefSeq and is a predicted model, not a curated record.
AUGGAGCUAGUCAAUAUCAAUGGAGCUCGGCCAUUGGGUGAUAGCAUCGGCGGCAACUGGAAAAGAAUCGCCGAUCUUCGUGAGAGACGUCGAAUACAGAACAGGCUAAAUCAGAGAGCUUAUAAACUCCGGAAAAGACAGACUAGACAGCGCGAACUCACCGAAUCGAGUCCUCGGGUACAUUUAGGCGACACUGGGUUUGGAAUGUUAGUCCCGUCCAGUGCUUCCGAUGAGCCACUGGUACAUGGCUCCUUCAAUUACCCUCUCACUGUCGAUCACCUACUAUCGUUGAUCCAUUUCAACGUCUGGCGUGCGCUUCUCACAAAUAGUGGCAGCAUGAGCCUCUCCCAUGUUUUCUCAACAUGCCCCUCAACGAAAAGCUACAUCACACCAUCACUUUUUCCUUCUGAGAUUCCACCAUCUCUGCGUCCAACAAGCUUACAGCUUAGCGUUCCACACGAGCCGUCUAUUGACUUCUUUCCUCUUCCUCGACUACGUGAUAAUCUUAUUCUAAUGGGAGAUAGCUUAUUCAAAAUGAGUAGCUUUUGUCGAGAUAUGCUUGGGACCUUUUUCCAGAAUCACGGCAUCGAUAAUUGCGAUCGGAAGGGUUUGAUUGUGUGGGGUGAUCCGUGGGAGGUGAAUUCCUGGGAAUGUACGCCGGGUUUUUUGAUGGAAUGGGGCUGGUUGCUGAAUGGGUGUGAUGAGUUACUAUACUCAACUAACCGAUGGAGAAUCUCUCGUGGAGAAGAGCCAAUACUUGUCAAGGCUGAAGUUUCGUCCUCGGUCAGUCGCAAAGAACGGAUACCUAGAUGA